Molecule: messenger RNA, 1670 nt
Organism: Myxocyprinus asiaticus (Chinese sucker)
Lineage: Eukaryota; Metazoa; Chordata; Actinopteri; Cypriniformes; Catostomidae
Gene: psmd4b
Product: proteasome 26S subunit ubiquitin receptor, non-ATPase 4b
Exons: 10
Coding region: 61-1173 (370 amino acids)
Biological process (GO): proteasome-mediated ubiquitin-dependent protein catabolic process
Cellular component (GO): proteasome regulatory particle, base subcomplex; nucleus; cytosol
Molecular function (GO): polyubiquitin modification-dependent protein binding
Source: RefSeq, a predicted model, not a curated record
GCUUUAACCAAUGAUCUUUCACGUACGUGCUGACGUCGCCUAGAGCGACAGAAAAUCAAGAUGGUGCUGGAAAGUACUAUGGUCUGUGUGGACAACAGUGAAUAUAUGCGCAAUGGAGACUUCUUGCCUACCAGACUUCAGGCCCAGCAAGACGCUGUCAACAUCAUCUGUCAUUCGAAAACUCGGACUAACCCAGAAAACAAUGUGGGACUCAUCACUAUGGCCAAUAACUGUGAGGUCCUGACCACUCUGACCCCCGACACUGGGAGGAUUCUAUCAAAGCUUCAUGCUGUCACGCCCAGAGGAGUCAUCAGCUUCUGUACAGGCAUCAGAGUAGCACAUCUGGCAUUGAAGCACAGACAGGGAAAGAACCAUAAGAUGAGGAUCAUUGCCUUUGUGGGGAGCCCUGUGGAGGACCAGGAGAAAGACUUGGUGAAGAUGGCAAAGCGUUUGAAGAAGGAGAAAGUCAGUGUUGACAUCAUUAACUUUGGAGAAGAGGAGGUGAACACGGAUAAGCUGACUGUGUUUGUGAAUACCCUAAAUGGAAAGGAGGGUGCAGGCUCUCACCUUGUAACGGUGCCCCCUGGCCCGAGCCUGGCAGACGCUCUACUGUCCUCUCCCAUCAUGGCUGGAGAGGGUGGCACCAUUAUGGGCCUAGGUGCCAGUGACUUCGAGUUUGGAGUGGACCCCAGUGCCGACCCUGAGCUCGCUCUGGCUUUACGUGUCUCAAUGGAGGAGCAGAGACAGAGGCAGGAGGAGGAAGCUCGCAGGGCAACUGUGGCCUCAGCUGCAGAGGCUGGAGUCUCAUCACCCACUGCAGAUGAGUCUGAAAAUGCCCUGCUGAAGAUGUCGACUGCUCCUGCCCUGCCUGAUUUCAGCCGCAUGACUGAGGAUGAACAGAUCGCAUAUGCUCUACAGAUGUCCAUGCAAGGAGAAGAGUUUGGGGGUUCAGAGGCCAUGGAUGUGGACGCAGGGGCCGCAGCAGACAGUGAAGGUGCUAAGGAGGAUGAGGAGGAUUAUGAUGUGAUGCAGGAUCCAGAGUUUUUGCAGAGUGUGCUGGAGAACCUUCCAGGAGUUGAUCCCAACAAUGAAGCCAUCCGUAAUGCCAUGGGCUCUCUGGCAUCCCAGAACAAAGCCAAACCACCUGAGGACAAGAAAGAUGAGAAGAAAUAGAGGAAGCCUGAGGGAGGUCUGGACUGACAGUGGGCAUCAAAGACAAAUAAUAUGGGAGAAGGGUUUCAAACUGGACUAUGUGUAAAGACGAAUACAAUCACAGGAUGCACAUUAUAGAUGAAAAAGUUAUUAAUGAUUUAAUGAGUUUUCUUACAGAUGAUAACAUUGAAACAGAUAAACAGAACAGACCAAUAACCAACUCUACUGAAAGAAAAAAUAUAUCCCUAGGAAACGCUUGUACCUGUAAUGGUGAAUGAGAAUGAUCUUUUUUCUUUUUUAUGCAUCAUUAUCACUUUAAUAUCUGAUCUGAAAAAUAUAUGAGUGGGGAAAAAACACUUCUAUUAGUAGCGUUCACUUUAGUGUUUAUUUUCUUGGUAGCUUGCUUUGUCACCCAACUAUAAUUUACCAUGUGGCUUUUGAAUAACUCUUUGUAAAUGUUUAUUUGUUAUUUUUGUAUCAUCAUUUUGAUGAUUUUCCUUUUUAAAUAAAGUGCUUUG